Messenger RNA from Rhizoctonia solani, 3264 nucleotides. Its product is annotated as GTP-binding protein. Bases 1 to 3264 code for a protein of 1087 amino acids. The record is from RefSeq and is a predicted model, not a curated record. Gene Ontology annotation, molecular function: GTP binding; GTPase activity. The transcript has 22 exons. Lineage: Eukaryota; Fungi; Basidiomycota; Agaricomycetes; Cantharellales; Ceratobasidiaceae.
AUGACCGCCGCACUUGAACCUUCUAUUGGGUAUGUCAAAAGAGAGAGCAAAUCGAUGUAUCCAGCAGCGCUCAAGUCUAUGAUCGGGAGCACGGCUCGGCCAAUUUUUCUUGGAGAGCUUACGGGAGAUCAGCUGCGAAUAUUGUCAGAGCAUGGUCUUAGAGAGGCUUAUUCUACUCCUUUUAUUCGCUACGAGAAGCAAAUGGAGGAAGAGGAGAAGGGUCGAAACCGCGAGUAUGAAGAGAGUAUAAAAAAGAUGAAAGACAGUAUGAAACAAGAUGAGAGGCAGCUCAAGCGAUUCAUUUCUCUCUCAGUUCGUGACUGCUACUCGCAUUUGUAUCCGUCACUGUGGAUAUCUGGAUUCACGCCUGACAAUGAAUCCCUAAACUGGGGACAUUUACGAGAGAAAUAUAUUGAACUCGAAAACGUACCCCAAUCGAUUAGGAAGAAUCUUGCAGUUGGAAAUAUUGAUGACCCGGAGUUCAAAGAUUUGAAGCUUGCCUGGCACACGAUUCAAGACUAUCUGCUGCAGGACCCGACCCCUUCCCCCGCUCUACAGGCUGAGUUUAUUGCAGAAGUUCUAGGGAGCCCCUCGGAUGGCGAGUGGACUGUUGUAACCAAAGGAAAAGGAAGCAAACAUGCUCCCAAGCUUAGUUGGAAAGGGGUCAAGAAGGUAGUCUUUGACUUUUUUGGUUACAAAGCGGAGCCCCCGGCCACCCUGCUCUCAGAUAUGGAGUUUAUUCGCGCGCUCAGGUCACUUGCAGAUAAGUUCCCUGUCACUUCUGCACUAACAGAUCGAAUUACGACCUGCUUGAAAACCUAUCUGUCUACUUUGAGCGAAAGAUUGGUAAAGAGCUGUUUGGAAAAGGUAGAAGAAGAGGAAGAAAGGCGUCUUAAGGAUUUGAUCGAUCGUCAGCGUCAGCACCGGUUUCGAACUGAAUCUUCAGCAACUGAACGGAGAUUGCUCAACGACUUGAGAGUCGCUAUGGCAUCCAAUAACCCAUUUAUACAUCUGGUCCGCGACAAAUGUCUAGUGAUCAUCGCGGGGCCUAGUCAAUUCGAUUUAUACAUCGAGGAUAAUCUUCGUCUCCCACGCGUAAUUGCACAAAACCACCCAAAACGCUCGUUCAAAUACGAUCGUCUUGGAGAUCUAAGCCAGUGCAGGUUUGCUUUUGACGAGAGCACCCGUUUACUCGCAUUGUUUCAUAACUCAGACACCAAGGGCCCUGAACUCACUAUGUUUGGCUUCGAUGAGACCUUCACAAAUGUCCACCUUCGUGGUUCGCCGUUCGUCCUCAAGGAUUGGUAUGAAAACGAAGUGCAUGUUGACAGAAUCUGUUUUGUGAGCGGUACCGAGGAGAUUUGUUUGAUUGAGACAUCUGGUCAAGCGCGUGUGCUCUCAAUGGUAACACUGAAUUUUCGACCAGCAUCGAUUCAGAUAUCGGGCCGAAUCCUUGACGCAUUUUCUGCGCCUGAUGGUUCUUGCUUACUGGUCUUGGUUAUGGAAGAACCCAAUACAUCAGCUGGGCAAAAACUAUUAGUCUUUCACUGGGCCUCUUUUGGUGCGACUCAGAACGGUAUCAACCCAAUCGUUCUUCCCCCUCUACUUUUGGCCGAAGACUAUGGAGAUAGUGUCUACGGUUCUUCAAAUCAAACAGAAGAUGACCGAAUUUUCCUUCCGUUCAAACCAGGCCGCACCGACGACUGCAUCCACCGAGACGUAGCCCCUGCCGUCAUUCGUUCGAAGCUUUUCUCUCUUGGUCGCGAAUCGCGGAAACUGGUUUUUGCAUCUGCUUCAAGCAUGGUGCCUAUGAAUAGUUAUUUUUCACGCAUGAUCACCAAGUUCGAAAGAACAACUUGCAAGCCGAUCAAUGCUGAGUUGAAAUUAACCUAUGUCGCGGUCUUUUCUGAUCCACUUCAUAUCUCGUCCAAACUACACAAUGCUCGAGAUAUCAACUUGGCGGUUUCAUCGCUGAGCUCAUGUGCCUCAUACCGCUCCACAAAAGACAAUCGAUUUAUUCCAUUGAAGGACGGAGUUUGUGAUCCGGAGUACGAGCGCUCCUUGCUAGGCGCUGAUGUCCCGGCAAUUAUAGACUCUUUAAGUAUUGGGUGGUACGAAUCCUUGUUCCAGUCGUAUAUGGCAAACAAGCCGGUUAAGGUGGUUAGCUCAAUGGGCGAACAAAGUGUUGGAAAAAGUUAUUGUCUGAAUCAUUUCGCGGACACAUCGUUUGCCGGGUCCGCGAUGCGUACUACAGAGGGGGUCUGGCUCUCAUGUACUCCAACCGAUGACUACUUACUGGUAUCUUUGGACUUCGAGGGAUUUCAUUCAAUCGAGCGCACUCCGCAAGAAGAUGCCCUUCUUGUGUUAUUCAACACUGCAAUCUCAAACUUGGUAUUAUUCCGAAACAAUUUUGCCUUUUCAAGAGAUAUUGCUGGUCUAUUCCAGAGCUUUCAAUCUUCGGCUAUGGUCCUCGAUCCCGAUUCUAGUCCCAGUCUGUUUAACUCCACACUUGCAAUCAUCAUCAAGGACGUUACGGAUUCAGACUCAAAGGAUAUUGUCAAAGAGUUCUCCCUAAAAUUCCAAAGGAUUGUUCAAAAAGAACAGGAGCAGAAUUUUAUUUCGCGACUCCAUCGUGGAAAGGUCCAAAUUAUCCCAUGGCCAGUGAUCAACUCUUCAAGUUUCUACACAUUAUUCAAUCAUCUGCGGCGCUACUUGGAUGGCCAGCCUGUAACUCAUACAAGCGGUGGGAUCUUUCUCCAUAAUAUGAAAACCAUGAUGGCAAAAAUAAAAGCAAAUGACUGGAGUUCGUUGGAUCAAAACUUGGCGACGCAUCGUGCUCAGCAAAUUAACAAGGGAUUAAAUAUCGCACUCAGUCAAGGCUCUGCAGAUACCGACACACACAUGCCUCUCAAAAAUCUGGAUACAGACGAGGACCUCCCGAUAAAUGGGCCAAGCAUUGUCUUUUUUGUUCCAGACGCGUCGGCAACCGCUGUACCAGGCGACGAUACUGAAAAGGAGAAUGCUCUUGAGAAUUUGAUUAACUUCUGUCUUGCAGGUUCAAACAUUGGUUCACGGCAUAUUGUUGGCGACGCGGCCUACAUCCGUUUGAUUCAAGAGCAGCUGUUCAAAUUUCUUGAGCAGCGGCUCGAGUAUGUUCGCUCCUGGGUCCAGGUUAAUGUUCAGCGUUUCCCAGCACAGUUCAACUUUGUACAGAAACCUGUUCUUCUUGUCACUAUCGUUGCAUCAGAUCGUACCGACAUCUAG